UCUCUGCCUCUACCCAGCAUCGUUUAGGCGUUCCUCCCCUCCCAGCAGCUCAAGGUGUGUCAUUUAGGCAGAGCCGUCUCUGCAUUCUGCCGCCACUCCUUGCUGUCCCAACCACCACACAAGGCUUCCUGCUCUACAAAGAGGAGCAGCUAGACAGAAGACCUACCCCCUACCUAGAGGGCUGAGGAAGGAGCAAAGGUAGAGAAAAGCCAAUUCAUCCCCCUGCGCAAUGGAAACAAUGUGUGCAGCGAGGACAAACGGCACAGCCGGGAAGCAAGAAGAUGUGAUGUGCCCAUCCGCCCCUAAGAAAGACGCAGAGGAGCUGAAGAAAUCCACCAGCCCGGGCGGGAUUGAGAAGGAAGGUGCCAAAAGCACCGGCAGCUCUUCUCUGGAGACGGGGCAACUGAAGAACUCCCUCUACAUGGGGAGCGACUGGAAGAGGCCAAUCAUCCAGUUUGUGGAUUCGGACGAGAAGAAGUCGAGCUACUUCAGCAUGGAUUCCGGGGACGGGAAGAAGCUAUCGUACCCCGGGGUACAGCUUGGGGAUGUGAGGAAGCCCGUCAUCUCGUUUACAGACAAAGGGGACGUGAGGAAGCCGCUUUUCUCUUCAGAGUCGAAAAAGACCUUCUUCACCAGUGAAGGAGAGGGCAGGAGGUCGUUGUACUCUGGUGGACAGGUAGGGGACCUGAAGAAGCCCUCUCUGCCUCUAGUGGAGACAGGGGACCUGAGGAGACCCAGCUACAACACGGCCAACAGAGCACCCGUGUAUCGACCCCGGGUGAAGCUGGAGGAGGUCUUGUGUGACUCCUGCAUUGACAAUAAGCAGAAGGCGGUGAAAUCCUGCCUGGUAUGUCAGGCUUCCUUCUGCGACCUGCACCUCAAGCCCCACCUGGAAGGGGCUGCUUUCCGGGACCACCAGCUGCUGGACCCCAUCAAGGACUUUGAAGCCAGGAAGUGCCCGUUGCACGGCAAGACCAUGGAGCUGUUCUGCCAGACAGACCAGAUGUGCAUCUGUUAUCUCUGCAUGUUCCAGGAGCACAAGAACCACACCACGGUGACGGUGGAGGUUGAGAAGACGGGGAAAGAGGCCGAGCUCUCCCUGCAGAAAGAGCAGCUGCAGCUGAAAAUCGUGGAAGUGGAGGAUGAAGUGGAAAAGUGGCACAAGGAGAAGGAUCGCAUCAAGAACUUCACCACCAACGAGAAAGCCACUGUGGAGCAGCACUUCAAAGAGCUGAUCCGGGACCUGGAAAAGCAGCGGGAAGAGGUGAAGGUUGCCCUGGACCAGAGAGAAAAACACGCAGUGGAGAACAUAAAAGAAAUUGUGGAGGAGCUAGAAGAGAGGGCAAAGCUACUGCAAGAGGACAAGGAAACCAGGGACCAGAUACAUCAGAUCAGUGACUCGGUGCUCUUCCUGCAGGAAUUUGGAGCCAUGAUGAGGAACUACACGGCUCCUCCCUCCCUCCCGACUUACAGCGUCUUGCUGGAAGGCGACUGCAUGAGCCCGUCCAUGGGGCUCCUCCGGGACGACCUGCUCAACGUCUGCAUGAGGCACGUGGAGAAGGUCUGCAAGGGCGACCUCAGCCGGAACUUCAUAGAGAGGAAUCACAUGGAGAAUGGGGAUAACCGCUACAUGCUCAACAACUACGAGUGGAGCCAGCCGGACAGCCUGAAGAGAUUCUCCAUGUACAUGACUCCAAAAGCCAAUUUCAACACCCGAGCGUGGGAAUAUUCCUCCUUCCAAAGUGCAGACGACGCACUUGGCAUGGGCAACUCUUUCUCAAUGAAAGUGAGCAAUGGAACUAAGCUGCCGUAUCAGUUCUCCCCAAUGGGGCAGAGUUCACCGGGUGACUUCAGCAAACAGUCCGAUGGCAGCCUGUUCACUAAGAGUGCUUACCCCGCAAUCGUGAGACACCAAACUACAAAGGUGCAGCCGCAGACAUGGAAAUCCUCCAAGCAAUCCAUACUGACACACCAUCGCCCCUUUUACGUCAACAAAGGCAACGGAAUCAUUUCGCACGAGGCACCUUGAGUCCCAAGGUCCGUGGGAAAAGCCAGAUGUGCCAGGAGUGGAGACCCAACCACGAAAUUCAUAGAUGAACCUGCUACGCUCUUAACCUUCCCGCUGUAGUCUCUGGAGGGGCUGGAUGGGGUGGUUGGUGCCAGAGGAAACGAGGACUUUUCCCGACUCAGAAUCACUCCCAAGACCAUUUUAUAUUUCCCUUGAAAGCUCCGCAGCCCCAAAGAACUGUAAAAAGCACAGCCCCUGUAGCCUUUGUAGUCCCCGUCUUGCAACACCCUCCUCUGCCGGCCGAGCCGAUUGCUCUGCUUCUCGGUGCUUUGGGGAUCUGGGAUGGGAGGCACUGGUCUUUUCCUCUGCGCAGCAUCAUACGAUGGGCUUCCUGCUCUCCCAACCCACACAGUCGUCUCUGAGAGAAUUUCUAGAGCUGGUGACAGGUGCCAAGUUGGAGUCUGAUAUUCUCUGUGAAUCUACAAGGCAGGGUCACCUUGGGAACUGGCAGGCCAAGCUUUGCCUAUGCGCCUCUAUCCAUACGGCUCAAUCUGCCAGGAGCCUCAUCCUCCACAAGUGGGAAGGGUGGAUCUGUCUCUGUGACCCAUUCAGUCCUUGGCCUCUCUGUGGAGAUGCUCUUCCAUAGAUUGCCACAUGGGAGACAUCACCAGGGCCUAAGCACUGCUCUGAGAAAGGCCACCAAAGCAGCAUCAGAGAGUAACCCCUUCCAGUCAUUCCUCCCCGGGCUGGCUGCCAAAGGCCCUACAUUCCAUUAACGCGCCCCUCCGGCCUCCUCAUCAAAUGAAAAAAGGAACAGAAAAUCCAUCCGGCUAAUGGAAGAUUGAUUAGGCUUCUUAGGUGGCCCCCCGGCCCUCGGCAAAACUGGCUCAUGUAUUUUGGUGCCGUUUUUCUUCUCUGGUUCAGGAAUUUAUUUUUUGGCUCAGGUUCAUAUUUCAAGGGGGAGGGUUCUGACCAUACCAUGGUGUCACGGGGCAGCACUCCCCUCUCACGAGCGCCCUCCACUCUUGCCUGUUCAAAGCCAAAAGGCUCUUUGGCAACUCAGCCCCCUCUGGGAGAGUCACCCCCCCAUGUGUGAUCAAGCACGAAUCUCUUCCGGGUACACACUUAACAGGGCCCCAUCUCAGUGCCCUCUGCUAGCAUCCCUCAAGCUACCCGCUGCCCACUCUGUUCAAGAGUGAUGCCUCCAGGGCUUCAUCUCUUGGAGACAACUUCCUUUGCCUUACUGUAGGGCUUUAUUUCACAGCCUCAAUAUAGUCCACCACAGCUCUCCAGAUAGAGGUCUCCGUGGUGCUGCCCAUCCUCCCCUCAGCCACGAACCCUCUCUUCACUCUGAGAUUUCUAGCAGCACUGAGCUGACUCUGGUCCCGCAACUCCUUUUAUAGACCUUCUUGGCCUCUGAGUGGCUGGUUCCUCCUAUAGCCACUCUAGCCUGCCUGGAGGAUCUCUCUAUGGUUCUUUUCUGAGGUGGGAUUUGACAAGGCCCCAAGCCUCCAGCAUGGGGUUUUGAGGCCUACUACAACCUGUCACACCAUCAGAAACCAGGGCAGAGACCUUACGUGUUUCAAUGAUCCAACUUAAUUUUUCCCCUGGGCAAUGGAGUGGAGUUGUUGUUGACUUCAAAAUCUCGAAGCGCACCAGAGCUUGCUGCUGCCCAUAAGUUCAGUGCCUAUCAAAGUUGCUGCUGCAGAGCCAAGAAGCGAGUGCUUGUAGCUACUUUCUGUGGCUUGUUCGGUUCACGUCUUCCUCGGAUUUGCAACUAGCCCACCCUCUCUCUCUGCACCUGGCCUGCUCUCACACGCUUGCAGCAUCUGGCUGAAUGAGGUCACACCUAUUGCUGGGUGAAAAUUACUUUACAGUUAAUCCCCAACGCAAAGUUGUGUGCUGUUUUUUGCAUCCAAUUCCUCAGACAAAACUUCUGAGUCUGAAAGAUGGCUGCCUCCUCUUUGAGAUCCAUGUUUUAAAGAAAAUCAAGGUGCUGCGGGUGGGGUUGGGCUCCGUUAUUUGCUUUGGAAAAUUUAAGCUACAGUUGUGUGCGUGCGUGCGUGCAAGAUACUAAAAUAAGCUACGGCACUGGCUGCUACUUUAAGUCAUAGGGGAUUGGGACACAGGUUCUGAAGUCAUGGACCCAGGGAAACAAUAUGUGGUAAUAUAAUAUAUUCAGCAACUGUUAAUACAAACCACAGAGGGGAAGGGUGACGAUGCACUGACUAGUUACUAGUGAUGGGGUCAUUUAGAAAGAGGAUUUCUUUGGCUUCUGCUCCAAAUACAUCCCCAAUUGCCUA
Molecule: messenger RNA, 4311 nt
Organism: Pelodiscus sinensis (Chinese soft-shelled turtle)
Lineage: Eukaryota; Metazoa; Chordata; Testudines; Trionychidae
Gene: TRIM29
Product: tripartite motif containing 29
Molecular function (GO): zinc ion binding
Source: RefSeq, a predicted model, not a curated record